Molecule: messenger RNA, 1080 nt
Organism: Ipomoea triloba (trilobed morning glory)
Lineage: Eukaryota; Viridiplantae; Streptophyta; Magnoliopsida; Solanales; Convolvulaceae
Product: polyadenylate-binding protein 2-like
Exons: 6
Coding region: 117-791 (224 amino acids)
Molecular function (GO): RNA binding
Source: RefSeq, a predicted model, not a curated record
GGCGUUUUUGCUGUCGUAAUCCGCUGGGUCAGUGCGGAACACGCAUGACGUAUUUCCUUUAGAAAUCGAGUCGAUAGCGAAGAAGAAGUGUCAGGUGAGUGUGGAAGGGGGGAGAUAUGGAGGAGGAGGAGCAUGAGGUGUACGGAGGAGAAAUCCCCAUCGAAGGUGAAUUGGACGGAGACAUGGAGCCUCACGGCGCCGAUGUUGACAUGUCCACCGCCGAUUACGACGCCGUUAAGGAGUUGGAUGAGAUGAAGAAGCGACUAAAGGAAAUGGAAGAAGAAGCGGCUGCGCUUAGAGAGAUGCAAGCCAAAGUUGAGAAGGAGAUGGGCGCUGUUCAAGGUGAAACAGAUCCUGCCACUGAUGCUGCUUCUCAGGCAAGCAGGGAGGAAGUUGAUUCACGAUCAAUCUUUGUCGGCAAUGUUGACUAUGCAUGUACCCCUGAGGAAGUUCAGCAACAUUUCCAAGCAUGUGGUACAGUGAACCGAGUUACUAUUCUGACCGACAAGUUUGGACAGCCAAAGGGCUUUGCAUAUGUGGAAUUCCUUGAACAAGAAGCUGUUCAGGAGGCACUCAAGCUGAGCGAAUCUGAACUGCAUGGUCGCCAGUUGAAGGUUAUGCCCAAGAGGACAAAUGUUCCUGGAAUGAAACAAUUUCGUCCAAGGCGUUUCAACCCUUACUUAGCAUAUGGUUUUAGGAGGCCUUAUGUGCCCCCUUACUUCUAUUCUCCCUAUGGAUACGGGAAGGUCCCAAGGUUCAGGCGACCAACUCGAUACAUGCCUUAUUAUUAAAGUGCAACUCCUAUUGAGUGUGAUGAAGCAGAGUGUUAAAGGAUAAAUAACCGCGGAUUUGUCUUUUCGAUAUUACCCCAUAUACCCCUUGGAAACACCUUUAGUUUUCUAGCCUUUUUCUUAGCAUUGCAGGUGGUAGUGCUGCAGAACCUUUAUCCUCUUCUUAUGUUAUUGAUGGUGGAUGUUUGAGACAUAGAUGUCUAUUCUAGUAUUCUACUAACUGUUAAUGUGAAAACAUUAUGCUUUCUGGGGUUUCUAGUUUUAUAACCUUAUUUCAUGGUUACUGGCA